Messenger RNA from Rhineura floridana, 10763 nucleotides. RefSeq names its product microtubule associated serine/threonine kinase family member 4 (gene MAST4). Gene Ontology annotation, molecular function: ATP binding; protein serine/threonine kinase activity; protein binding. The record is from RefSeq and is a predicted model, not a curated record. Gene Ontology annotation, biological process: intracellular signal transduction; peptidyl-serine phosphorylation. The coding region runs from base 494 to 8473 and encodes 2659 amino acids. The transcript is spliced from 30 exons. Lineage: Eukaryota; Metazoa; Chordata; Lepidosauria; Squamata; Rhineuridae.
UCUGUGAGUUGCUUUUCUCCCCUGCUACAGCUUUCCCGGCUCCUCCUACCUACCCCUGCUACCUGCCGCUCUCUCACGUUGGCUUCUGAGCUUAGGAUUCAUCCCUCAGCAGGGCCUACCCACCGUCGCUGCCGCCUUCGCCAUUGGCUGCGCAGGCUGCUCAUCUUCCCCGCCCAUGGCCCGGAGGCAGGUUCACGGAAGGCAGGAGCCGUCUCAGGGGCCGGCGAAGGAGAGACCUACUCUCCUGGAGCCCUUCAGGGUCCCCGCAGUCCUUAAGACAAGCUUCUGAGCCGACGGCGUUUCCGUGGCGGGACAGGGAGGAUUUAGCAGGCGGUAGGCGGUGCCCCGGUGUGGCGCGGCUCCUUUCCCUUCCCCGUAAAGGAUGCUGCCGUUGCUGAUGCCGGCGGUGGAGGCGGGCGCCUGACUUUCUUCCCCUACCCGCCCAGGCAGCAGCGGUGGUGGUUGUCCCUUCUCAGCACUGAGCGGGGCGGCAAUGGGUGAGAAAGUUUCGGCGGCUGCUGCUGCUGCUGCUGCUUCUGAGAAAAAGGAGGAAGAAGAGCAGCAGCAGGGCGAUUACGGCGGCCGGAGGGUCUCGUCCUCUUCUCCCAGCUCCUCCUCGUCGUCGUCCUCUUCCUCGUCAGGCUCCCAAACUCUCUCCGAGGAGGAGGACGCUGUAGCCGCAGCCAGCCAGCCCGGCAGCGUUGGCGGCAGUUGCUUCACCCGCUUCAUCCGGGCUGCCCCUCUCAGCCGUAGGACCCCCGAGUGGCAGGUGGUGGAGGUGGCUGGCCCGGCGGCGACAACUCCUGCGAUUUUUCCCCUCGCAGGGGACCAGGAGAAAGGGCACCAUGUGGACGGCAAGGAGGGGCAGCAGCAGCGCCGGCGGGAGAGUGAAGAGGAGGACUCGGCUAGUGGUGGCGGCGACGGCCACCUUCGUCCUGAGAGUGACGCCUCGCUGGAGGAGCAGGACGAGGAGCAUGAUAGUAUAUUGUCUCCUCCAUUUAUGCCAUUUCGGAAAUCCAGCAAUCCUGAAGUUUCUUCUGGCCCUGGCAAGUCACUGAAAUUUAAAAGGCAGCUCAGUGAAGAUGGAAGACCAUUUAGAAGAGGAAGUCUUGGAGGAGCACUGACUGGUAGGUACUUGCUGCCAAAUGCUGUUGCACAACAGUCAUGGCAACCUGGAGAAACUUCGAAUCUUGUCCGAAUGCGCAGUCAAGCUCUUGGGCAGUCAGCACCUUCUCUAACAGCUAGUUUGGUAGGGACACCUCAGAAGAGCCAUUUCAGCUCAACAAGACAUCGCCAGAGGCUAGUGGAACCACCAGCUACAAAAAAGGAGCUGAGCCUUCCAAGAAGGGGAAGCUUUUGCCGGACGAGUAAUCGAAAAAGUUUGAUAUGCAAUGGACAGUCCCCAGCUAUGCCUCGGCCCCAUUCACCACUUUCUGCUCAUGCAGGCAACAGUCCUCAAGACAGCCCUAGAAAUUUUUCUCCUAGUGCCUCAGCCCACUUUUCAUUUGCACGAAGAACUGAUGGACGACGUUGGUCAUUGGCAUCUCUCCCUUCCUCUGGCUAUGGUACAAAUACUCCCAGCUCAACUGUUUCAUCAUCCUGUUCCUCCCAAGAGAAGUUACACCAGUUACCAUACCAACCAACUCCAGAUGAACUACAUUUUUUGUCUAAACAUUUCUGUGCCACUGAAAGCAUUGCCAGUGAUAAUAGAUGUAGGACCACUCAAAUGCGACCACGAUCCAGAAGCUUGAGUCCUGGACGUUCUCCUGCCUGCUGUGACCAUGAAAUAAUUAUGAUGAACCAUGUGUACAAAGAAAGAUUCCCAAAGGCUACUGCUCAGAUGGAAGAAAGGCUUCAGGAGAUUAUCACCAACAAUUCUCCUGACAACGUCCUUCCCUUGGCAGAUGGUGUUCUCAGUUUCACCCACCAUCAGAUCAUUGAGCUGGCUCGUGAUUGCUUGGAUAAAUCUCAUCAGGGUCUCAUCACCUCACGAUACUUUUUUGAAUUACAGCACAAACUGGAUAAGCUCUUACAAGAGGCUCAAGAACGAUCAGAAAGUGGAGAACUGGCAUUUAUUAAGCAGCUUGUCCGAAAGAUUCUUAUUGUCAUAGCACGUCCUGCUCGCUUACUAGAAUGUUUGGAGUUUGAUCCUGAGGAAUUUUACUACCUUCUGGAAGCUGCAGAAGGACAUGCAAAGGAGGGGCAAGGGAUUAAAACUGACAUUCCUAGAUAUAUUAUCAGCCAGCUGGGGUUGAAUAAGGAUCCUUUGGAAGAAAUAGCUCAGCUAGCUAACUAUGACAGUGGAACUGCAGCAACUCCAGAAACUGACGAAUCAGUUAGUAGUUCCAAUGCAUCCCUUAAACUUAAAAGGAAGCCUCGUGAAAGCGAUUUUGAAACAAUUAAGCUGAUUAGUAAUGGAGCAUAUGGUGCUGUUUAUUUUGUGCGGCAUAAAGAAACCAGACAGAGGUUUGCCAUGAAGAAGAUUAACAAACAGAAUCUCAUUCUUCGAAACCAGAUUCAACAGGCUUUUGUUGAGCGUGAUAUCCUGACAUUUGCAGAAAAUCCAUUUGUAGUCAGCAUGUACUGUUCAUUUGAAACUAGACGCCAUUUAUGCAUGGUCAUGGAAUAUGUAGAAGGUGGGGAUUGUGCUACUUUAAUGAAAAAUAUGGGACCUCUGCCUGUAGACAUGGCCAGGAUGUAUUUUGCAGAGACGGUUCUGGCAUUGGAGUAUCUUCACAAUUAUGGAAUAGUGCACAGGGAUUUGAAACCAGACAAUUUAUUGGUAACUUCCAUGGGACAUAUAAAGUUAACAGAUUUUGGGCUAUCUAAGGUUGGUCUCAUGAGUAUGACCACCAAUCUUUAUGAGGGUCACAUUGAGAAGGAUGCGAGAGAAUUUCUGGAUAAACAGGUCUGUGGCACACCAGAAUAUAUUGCUCCAGAAGUCAUUCUAAGGCAGGGCUACGGCAAGCCAGUGGAUUGGUGGUCUAUGGGAAUUAUCCUUUAUGAGUUUCUUGUUGGGUGUGUUCCAUUUUUUGGAGAUACACCAGAGGAGCUGUUUGGACAAGUAAUCAGUGAUGAGAUCAACUGGCCAGAAAAGGAUGAAGCACCACCCCCGGAUGCCCAGGAUCUGAUUACUUUACUUCUGAGACAAAACCCCUUGGAGAGGUUGGGGACAGGAGGUGCUUAUGAGGUGAAACAGCACCAGUUCUUCCAAAAUUUAGAUUGGAAUAGUUUGCUGAGGCAGAAGGCAGAAUUCAUUCCUCAGCUGGAAUCUGAAGAUGACACAAGCUACUUUGACACUCGUUCUGAGAAGUACCACCAUAUGGAAACUGAAGAAGAGGAUGAUACAAAUGACGAAGACUUUAAUUUGGAGAUAAGGCAGUUUUCCUCAUGUUCACAUCGAUUUUCAAAAGUUUUUAGCAGUAUAGAUCGAGGAAUUCGAAAUCAAACUGCAGAGAAGGAAGAUACAACUGAGGGAACAAAGAACAUGACACUAACAUCUGCAGAAUCUUUAAGUUGGAGCUCAGAAUAUUCUGAAAUGCAACAACUAUCUACAUCUGUCUCUUCUGGUACUGAAAGUUCAAGGCAACAUCAUAGUUCAGGGUUGCUUCCAAAAUUGGCUAUAUCAACAGAAGGAGAUCAAGAAGAAUCCCCACGUUCUGCUGGAUCCCGUAAAGAUCAAGAAAAGGCUGCAUUUGUUAAUGAAGAAACUAUUUUAGAUGAAGUGGAGGUAACAACUCCAGCAAGCACGAUCAGUAGCUCCACACUGUCAGUUGGCAGUUUUUCAGAGCACUUGGAUCAGAUAAAUGGAAGAAGUGAGAGUGUGGACAGCACUGAUAAUUCCUCCAAGUUACCCACUGAACAAGCAUCUCCUACGGCUCGUCGGCAAUUAGAAACAACAGAGAAAAAGAAAAUCUCUGGAAAAGUCACGAAGUCCCUCUCCGCCAGUGCUUUGUCCCUUAUGAUCCCAGGAGAUAUAUUUGGUGUGUCUCCUUUGGGAAGUCCAAUGUCCCCCCAUUCCGUGUCUUCAGAUCCCUCAUCCUCCAGAGAUUCUUCUCCCAGCCGUGACUCUUCAACUGCUUCUGCAAGUCCUCAUCAGCCCAUCAUAAUCCACACUUCAGGCAAGAAGUAUGGAUUCACUAUCCGAGCAAUCAGAGUGUAUGUGGGGGAUAGUGACAUCUACACAGUGCAUCAUAUUGUUUGGAACGUUGAAGAAGGAAGUCCAGCUUAUCAUGCUGGAUUGAAGGCUGGUGACCUUAUCACGCACAUCAAUGGAGAGCCAGUGCAUGGCCUUGUUCACACUGAAGUCAUAGAACUGUUAUUAAAGAGUGGCAAUAAAGUGUCAAUUACUACAACCCCCUUUGAGAAUACUUCAAUAAAAACAGGACCUGCUAGAAGAAAUAGCUAUAGGGGCCGAAUGGUUAGACGAAGUAAGAAAACAAAAAAGAAGGAGAGUUUGGAAAGGAGAAGAUCUCUCUUCAAAAAGCUGGCUAAGCAGCCUUCACCCCUUCUUCAUACUAGCCGGAGUUUCUCCUGCCUGAACCGAUCGCUGUCAUCAGGGGAGAGUUUACCUGGUUCUCCAACUCACAGUUUGUCUCCCCGCUCACCAACACCAAGCCUCCGCUCCACCCCGGAUUUUCCCUCAGGUACAAAUUCUUCUCAGAGUAGCUCUCCGAGUUCAAGUGCGCCCAAUUCCCCAGCUGGCUCUGGACAUAUUAGGCCCUGCACACUUCAUGGUUUGGGUCCCAAACUUGGUGGGCAAAGGUACAGGUCAGGAAGACGCAAAUCAGCUGGUAGCAUUCCUCUCUCUCCUUUGGCACGGACUCCUUCUCCAACACCUCAGCCAACAUCUCCUCAGCGGUCUCCAUCACCUUUAUUGGGGCAUUCAAUUGGAAGCACAAAAAUAGCUCAGGCUUUCCCAACUAAAAUGCACUCUCCUCCCACUAUUGUCAGGCACAUUGUUAGGCCUAAAAGUGCAGAGCCUCCAAGGUCUCCUUUGCUCAAAAGGGUUCAGUCGGAAGAGAAACUUGCCCCUUCUUACGGCACUGACAAGAAACACUUAUGCUCACGCAAGCAUAGCCUAGAGGUAACUCAGGAAGAAGUUAAUAGAGAGGUAUCUCAACGGGAUAUUACCCUUCAGAGUCUGGAGGAGAAUGUUUUGGAUGCCCCAUCACUCACACGAGUGAGACCUGCUGAACAAGGCUGCUUGAAACGCCCCAUUUCCAGGAAGCUGGGCAGGCAAGAAUCUACUGAUGAGCUGGAUAGAGAAAAAUUAAAGGUUAAGAUAGUUGUGAAAAAGCAAGAUCUGGCAGAAAAACAAUAUUUGCAGAAAGCAAGCAGUGUACAUGAACUUUGUGGUGAAUUAGAUAAUCCUGUUACCUCAUGCUUGGAAGAGAGAGAUGACAAGAAAGCAUUUCAGAAAGCUUUGGAAAGAUCAAACCACCUUGAAGCUAAAAUUGCAGCUCUGGAGACCCAAUCAGUAGGUGGCAUGCUAAAAGACACCCUUCAAAAGAAUGCAAGCAUGAAAUCAAAUGACUGCACUGCUUCGGAUGCAUACACAUCAUGCCAUGGGUCUCCACUUAAUGAACUCAGUCAUUUGUCUUAUGACUUCAAAAGAAUUCCCCCUCCGUGUACAUUGCAAAAUGUUCUGCCUCACUCAUCUGACAAAAAGCCAAAUGGAAAAGGGGAAAAUAUAGACAAAACUGCGCCAACAAAAGAAUUUAUCAAAUUUGAAAGAUUAGAUAGCAAGCUUGCAAAUACUGAUUAUUUCCGCAAGAAAAUGUCCUUUGAAGAAAAAGAUGACAACCCCUGUCCAGUGCUAAAGUCCAAACUGACAUCAAAUGUACAUGAAUGCCAUCAGUUAAGUACUGUCAGACCUAUAAGCAUGCUGCAAGAUUCCAAUUCAGUGGCUGAUAGCCGAUUAUUUAUCAGCAGUGUUCAUGCUACUCAGAUUAACUCUGUUCCUUUUGUUCCUCUCAAGGCCUUGAAUGGCCGAACAGAAACUGGUAUGGAGAAAUCAGCCCUGAUUUCCGCAGAGUCACCUGUCCGAAAGAGUCCUUCAGAGUACAAGUUAGAAGGGAGGUCUGUGUCUUGCUUGAAGCCAAUUGAAGGCACAUUAGAUAUUGCUUUAAUUUCAGGGCCACAGGCCUCAAAGACAGAAAUGUUUCCAUGUGGAGUCUCAGGGGGCCAAAAUGCCAAAAAUGAUGACCAAUCUCUCAUGUGCCAAGGAGGCAUCAGUGUAAAGUUUGAGCUAUCUUGUCAGAAAGAGCAGCCACCAACCUUUCAGCAAUCCAGUCCUUCCAAAACUGAUUUCCUGGAGUUACAAUAUUCAAAGCCAAAUAAAAGUACUCAAAGCUCACCAGCAAUGCCUGUGACCGUUGAACAGCAAUCAGAGAAAAUACUCUCCAAUAUCAGUGCUAAAUAUGACCCCUCUGUAAGGGUGAUUAACCAAAAGAAUGAGGUCAUCCAACUUUCUGCAAAUGAGGCUAAAUCUAGCAGUUUCCAAAAGCAGAGUUCUGCCUUGACAACUUGCAAAUCUACCCAAGCACAGGGAAACCCUGAGAAAGCGAAACGAAAAGAGAAGAAAACUCACAAAGAAAUGCCUGACAACAAUGCAAGAGCUCAGCAGAGUGAUAGCAUCCUUCCAGAGAAACCUAAGGUAGUGGAGGAUUCUCUACCAAAGAGAUGUCUUACAGAAGUGCCCCCAAAUCAGGACACUAAACACAUUCAGAGAUGUUCCUUUGAUUCAGCUGCUCAGCUACAAAUGCGUGGAACAGCAAAAGUACAAAUAACAAGCUCAAAGAUGAAGUCCAAAGACAUGCUCAAGCAAUCGGUAAAAGAGGAUGAUAACAUCACUAGAGAAUCUUCAGGAAAUGAGUUGGACAUGCAGAAAGCAAGUGGAUAUUCUAAGCCUGAAGCAUCACUUCUCCAGAAGUCUCUACAAACAUCAUCAGAUGCUAAUUCUGCUAAAAUGGAAAAAAAUCUGGCUGGUGUAACUAUGCAGAUGGAUAGCUCUCAAGACCUGGGAGCAAAAGAACAAAAGCAGCCCAAAACCUCAGAGCUUCCAACUGGUAAUAAAGAGUCCAACUUUGCUUCUAAGCAACAAGGUAGCAAUUCCGAUAUUCCUAAUAUGAAAGAAUCAUUAAACAGGCCUUGUAUAUCAAAUGCUCCUGUUUGUUACAGCAACCAAGAUAGUCUCAGACCAGCAGCAUAUAUGGAAAAUAGCACUGUGAAAUCUAGACAGGUUCUUGAUACUUGUUCAUCAAAAUUAAAACAGUCUGAAAAAGUGACACAAAAACAAAUAGCUACAAAUGUAAAAGAAAAAGAAUCUGGUUCUCAUACUUUGGAUGGUUCUUGGAAGGAGGGGAAAAACAUAAAUAAGACCACAGUAGAUUCUUUUUCGCACCCUUCAAGCUCUCAAAGAAAGCUAAAUAAUGAGUAUAUCCAGGUAGAAAGGCAUCUGCUCAUAGAAUGUGGGUCAGAGCCCUCAGUCCAAAUCAGUAGCAUCUUACCUGAAAAACAGCUUAAGCCCUCCAAUAAAAAACAGGCAGCAGCAGUAGCCCCAGAUAGCACUAAGCAUUUUCAAAGGCAAGAAAUGGCAAGCUUACAUGAUCCUGUUGAUCAAAAGCUGUUCCACAUUCGUAACAAGCAAAGCAUGCCUCCAAAGACAUCAGCUGGAAAAGAGUAUCCCCUGUUGAGUAAACAGGUGGACAAGGGGUCCAGCAAUCAGACCAGCUCCACAGAAAUACAACCUGAAGGGAAAAAAUGCACCGAUGCACUUUAUUUUCAAACUGACCAUGGGAAAUUGGAUCCUAGCCUUUCCCUUCUUAACUGUGAUGCCAAGGGAAAAGCUGUGGAAAAGGCAGUCACAGGUGGCAGGAACUUUCAUGACACUAAAGGAAAAGGGCACAUGAGUCAGAAACAACUAUCGGAGGGGAACAAGCAGCAGGCUGCAAAAUAUUCCUCCUCAGCUGCUUUGCAAGGUUUCUGUCGCACAGCUACAAAGCUUGUUGACUCCCCAUCCAGCUUCCCUGAGUCUAGGCAGGAAAGCCCUGUUUUGCCUCUAGCAAAGGCUAAGCUGGGAUCACCAGAACCACUUGCAGUGGGCUGCAAAGAGGUAAAAAAGCAAACCAGCUCUUCUGCAGUAGAUGGCAGGACAGAAAUGACUAAAAGUGUUUCGCUGUUCGGCUUGCACUGUACUCCAUCCCUUGUGGAAGAGCACAUUCUUGCCUCAGACUUAGGGGGGAAGCACAGAAGCCAAGAGAGGUCUCACUCUGCCAUGGAUGUAAAGGGAAAAGAGCCCAGUCUGCCUCCAUCUUCUGCCGCAAGAAAACUGACUGUAAGUAAAGAUUUGCCAAAGUCAGGGACUCCAGCUGACUCUCUCAAUGCACUUUUAUCUGACAAAGACUCUGCCCGGCAGAGACGAGGAAAAGACACCUCCCGAAGUAGUCCUCACAAAAAGCCCUCCCAAUAGCAAGACUUGCAAAAUAAGACUAUUUAAUUGAAAGUCUAGUGUCUUGUCUUACCUUCAGCACUGUGUAGUAUUUUCAUGCUGAAAAAAUGUUCAAUGCCACUUAAGCAGGGUGUGUAAAGAAAAGACUUCUUUUUUCCCCUCGAAAUGCCUUCCCAAAUGUAACCGGUUAAACUGUUACCAUGUUGUAUUUGUACAAAAAUACUUUUACAAUUUGAGAGACAGGUUGUGGGGGUGGGGUGUGUGUGACAAACUAUUUGUAAAUACUCACUAGCGUGUAUCUUUUUGAAUGUAGUGUAUCUACUUUGCUGCUGAUUGCGUUGUUUACUAUAUCUUUUUAAUGAUAGUUGCUUUGCCACUGGUUUGCCAUAAUUUAAGAAGAAGCAGAAUUACUAAAACUUGGGCCUAGGCAGAACUCACAAAUAAUAUUGGCCUGAAGGGAGGCCGGUGGUGCUCCAUUCUUUACUUUUUCAAAAUUCAAUACAGAACUAUAACUAUAAGAAAUUAUAGAUCUAGUGGCUUUCAUUGAGUUUAGAUGUGUAUUUUAAGAGGUAGAGAGGUUGGUAGUAUUGUUGUGAGCUAACUUUGGUAGUUUAAAUAGAUGACCAAACUGCAGCUGUGUCUGCCUCUUGUUUGCCGAUGCCUGUGACUGGGAAAGGGAAGGGUCUCUGUCAUUUUUCUUACACCAUCCCAGUCACAGUAUAGUUGUCUGGUGAAUAUGAAAUCAUUCUUAUCCUAGACUUAGACUUAAACAUCUUUGUGAGCUUAGUUUCUGCUGCCUUGAUUCAGGUCACAUUUAUGUUCAGGCCUUUCUGGUAUGAAGACCGUAAAGAUGCACAUGGCAUAAAGUGUUAAACAAUUUUUAUUUACACUGAUGAGUCAUCUUUAUUAUCAUGAUAGAUUUGAGCAUUUAGCAAUUCAGCUCUUUUCUGUUUUAUGACAAAAGUGGUGAAGCAGCGGGAGGCAUUUUUCAGCAUUGUAUCUAGAUGAUAUAUCCAACACCUGAUAACAUUUUAAUACCUAGUUGGGGCCUUAUGUUGUAGAUUAAUCUUGCUGUUUUUAGCAAGUCAUCCUAGGUUUUAACAUUCUCCUUGACGUAUAUUAAGUAGCUCUAUACAUUUCAUAUUGUGAUCUUUAUUUGUAUGCAAAAUAAGUAAAUGUAUUUUUUUUAAUGAAAAGAAGCAUAUUUGUAAAAAACAGGCUGUUGGAGCUAUUUGGUGCUAGAAUGUUGGUGUCCUUUUCACUUUUGCUAAGCCUUAUUUGAAUUUUGUGUAUUGUGGAAUAUGUCACAUUUGUCUGAUUAAAUUUGGAGGAACAGUAUUUGGUUUCAUUGGAAAAUUGUUCAGAAAUACUCCAGAAAGGUUAUCAAAGAUAAGUACGCUAAAAUGACUGGGAUCCUGAAAAUAACUCUGUUUUUUCUUCCACAUUUCCUUGCAAAAGCUCAUUUAAUGCUGACCCUCCUCCAGAGCAUCCCCCCCAUUUCCCUAACUAUGUUCACCCAAGCAUAACACAAUUAUGAGUUAGCUGCUUAUAGGAUAUUUACAGGGGUGUUACAUGCAUUUCCCUGAAAAAAAGAAGUAAACCAGUUGGGAUUUUGUUUAUUUUUGAAGUCUUUGCUAAGAAAAUAAAAUUGCCAGCAAGUCCUUGUAAUUUUCCAUACAGUGCUGGUAUAUUCCUUUCCUUUCCAUGUGCUCAUGAAUUAUUAAAACAACUGAAUUUUUUUUUGAAGAGUGGUCCUAGCAUUUACAGCCUAUAUCUGUGCUUUGGAGGUUGAAAUAAUUAAACACUAAUGCACUCCAAAAUCAUGACAUUUCUUUCUGGGAGACAUUUCAUACUUUACAGUUGCUUGCAGUUUAAAAAACCUCCCACUUGGUUCCCCUUAAAGCACACCUAGCUAUCUUGUUUACAAAUAUAUCUUUUUAUGUAUAUUUUGUAUAGUGCUUUAUCACUUCUGCCAAAUAUUUUUCCCCAUUUUAGAAGUGUAGUAGCGCCUAAGCUUGCAUUCAUGUACUCCCUGUUUGUUGAUGUUUACCUUACAAUGAACUGUUAGAGAUCCUCUUAAUGUGUACUCUUUAGUCAGUCUAUGUGUUGGCUGUAUAUUAAAUUGUCCCUUUGUAGUACUUCCUACUGUAGAUUAUCAAAUUAUUAAAAAAAAAAGUUAGGAUCUGUGCAAUAAAGUGUUUGCAGUCUUAUUUUCUUUAAGAAACCCACAUGGGUGUUCUAACCUUUGGAUAUUGAAUAAAAAUAUUUAUACUUAUGCAGUUGAAGAACAUUGAAAUAAAACUGAGCAUGA